AGUAGAGACAGUCGGUCCACCCGGUCAGCUGGUUUUGUUCAUUCGCACGUUCAUUCGAGUCUUCCUGAUGAUAGACAGCCGAUCACAAGCAACCAAGUAGAUCUCGGUUGCCUCACAGCAUCCCUCGGAGCGAUAGGACAGUAACAUCGGCGGCCCGCGCGCCGCAUGUGCGCGAGUGUGCAGCAUCUCCACCGGAAACACCAACGACACGGUGCGAGAGAUCAGAUCAUCCGUAGAAGUGGAAGAGGCGGCGACGGAGGAGGAAGAAGAAAAAGAAGAGGGUAGCCGAUCAGGAAGAAGUGCGCGCGACCAGGCAGGAAAUGACUAUAUCCUACGCGAGCGAAGUGCCCAACGGCUCCAGCUUUGGCUGCUUCUGGAGGAUUCUGAUCAAAUGGCGCGGCUCCGUUUACAAGCUUAUCUGGCGGGAACUACUGGCGUACCUGUUCUUCUACUACCUCAUCAACUUUAUAUAUCGAUACGUGCUCAAUGAAAACCAGCGGGUAAUUUUCGAAAAAAUUCGUUAUUAUUUCGGCAACUCUAGCGAAUCCAUACCGAUGUCGUUCGUGUUGGGAUUCUACGUGAGCCUUGUUGUGAAAAGAUGGUGGGAGCAGUACAAGCUUCUGCCCUGGCCGGAUAAUCUGGCCCUCUUCAUCAGCGCCGCCAUUCCUGGAAACGACGAACGAGGACGGCUGAUGCGACGCAAUAUCGUCAGAUAUGCCGUGCUCGCGUACGUCAUUACAUUACAGAGGAUUUCGCUUCGCGUCAAGAGGCGUUUCCCGACUCUUCAGCAUAUAGUGGAUGUAGGUCUGAUGAUGGAAUCGGAGAAGAAAAUCUUCGAGAUGAUGAACAAGAAAGCGGCCAUGUCCAAAUAUUGGAUGCCGCUUGUCUGGGCGACGAACAUCAUCAACAGGGCGAGGAAAGAGGCUCUGAUCACGAGCGAUCACGUCGUGCAAACCCUUCUUGUCGAACUCAGCGACAUACGGAAGAGGCUUGGCGCACUGAUCGGUUACGAUACAGUUUGCGUUCCUCUAGUCUACACUCAGGUGGUAACACUGUCGUUGUACGCCUAUUUUUUCUCGGCUUUGCUGGGCAGACAAUUCGUCGAGAACUCCAACGGGAAAUACGAGGACCCGGACAUGUAUUUCCCAUUUUUCACAACUCUACAGUUUUGUUUCUACGUCGGAUGGCUGAAAGUCGCCGAGGUGUUGAUUAAUCCUUUCGGCGAGGACGACGACGACAUUGAGCUGAACUGGCUGAUAGAUAGACACAUUAAGGCCGGCUACAUGAUUGUUGACGAAAUGCACGAGGAACAUCCGGAACUGCUCAAGGACCAAUACUGGGACGAAGUCGUGCCCAAAGAUUUGCCAUAUACGGUUGCCAGCGAGCAGUACCGACGAGAAGAACCAAAAGGUUCAGCCGAACAUUACAAAGUAAAAGACAGCGAUGCUCUUUAUGCAAACGUUAUGCUGGGUACGCAGAUUCACAAUCACGCUCAGCAUCGCAAGGCUCAUCAGGAUGAUAUGUACGCCGAUUACGAGAGUGUGGACACUCCGUUGGUUGAGCGAAAGAAAAAUGGCUGGUUCCAACGACAGAUCACCAGAGUGGGUUCGGUACGCAGUUCCUCGACCACGUACAGCAGCGGUGGCGGUUUCUUUUCGCGAAACCGACACAACAGCGUUUACAGCAGUCCGGAAACUGGUCUCCCGCAAACGAACAAUCCAAAUCUUAAGAUAUCGCUUUACGAUCGUCUCGUGGGACGGAAGAGCAUUCGCAGUCAGCGCAUGGGACGUCAGGGUACUAUGACAAAGCUGAACUCGGUGCCGGUAUCCCUGAAGAACAGGCCGCGCAUACCGACUCCGGAUGUAACGAAGGAAGUGGUUGAUCGUGAGCAAAGACUGGCACUGUCGGCCGCCAACGCGGCGAACAUCGGCGCCGGCGUGGUCGGCGUGAUACCAGCGAAUGGUCACUAUCCGACCGACCUGUCGGUGGUGGUAUUGUCACCUAUACAGGAAGCAGAGAGCACACCUGUUUCAGGAAAAUCGGGCGCAGCCGCCCUAGCGCAGGCCGUGCUCUCGCCCACGUUGACCAGCGCCGGUCUGAUGACGCCUGUGACCUUGACACCGGUCACCAUGAGCCAUCUGACUCAACUGGGUCUGGUGACGACGGCAACAACAACGACGCCUCACGUCAACAAUAAGAGCAACAGUAUCCAAGCGACGCUUACCGAGGUUAACAGCAGCGAGGAAGAAGGUAGCGGAAGUGGCAGCAGCAGAAGCGGGAGUAUAACCGGUCAGGAAGAUCGAUCGACUCCGUUGAUCGACAACAACAACAGUCCGUUAGGUAGCAACGGUAGCUCGCCUGUUUUCGACGGCUACAACGAUCGUUCCCCAAUACUGAUGAGACCCGAGAAACUCGGCUACGUGGUCACCGCUGCUGUGCCAGCAGUUAAGAAUGACAACACGGAUGCGCGAGGAAGACGAUCCGCAUCUUUGCCUGGACCGCCUGUCGUGCAAAUCUGUCGGGACGACAGAAGCAUGUCGCUGCCGCAAUCUCCGGGAUUACAACCGAGAGAAACACGCGCCGUCUCCGUAUCAAGCAGACAAGACGGUCUCAAUGUGGAAAGACUGGCCGUUGUGACCAGCAAUCAGGGUAUUCGACCGAGAACCAAUAGUUUCGGUCACGAUUUAUCCAAAUCCAAUCAGAAAGUUCAGGACGCAUCAAGAAAGAUUAGUAGCGUUUCCUGUACCAAUGCGUCGCUCUCGAGCGGUUUAGGUUCUUCAGCGUCGUCCACGAGCGUAUCUACCACAGCGACAAUCGCUGGUAGCAAGAGAGGCGAGGUAUACGUUUGAUCGAAGAAGCUGGAAACACAGAUUGUUUAUUUGUGUUUCUAAUUAAGAAGAGAGAGAUCUGUCAGAGUUUCGUAAGAUUUAUUUCCGUCCGUUAUUGUGAUGCCCUCUAUAUGCACCGUGGCGAAUUUUUAUAUCUAGAGGAUAUUUUUUCUCUCGUUUAAUUUCCAAGAUUUCCAAGAUUCCAAGAUAUAGAUCUGCUAUCUUAUGUCUUAUUUUGUCUCUUUGGUAAUUCCGUCAUGCGUGCUGUUUUACUUUGUUGAGUUUUGACUUGUUCAAAAGAUUCUACGCUUAAAAAAAAAAAAAAAA
Molecule: messenger RNA, 3155 nt
Organism: Pseudomyrmex gracilis
Lineage: Eukaryota; Metazoa; Arthropoda; Insecta; Hymenoptera; Formicidae
Gene: Best2
Exons: 10
Coding region: 321-2849 (842 amino acids)
Molecular function (GO): chloride channel activity
Source: RefSeq, a predicted model, not a curated record